Molecule: messenger RNA, 4566 nt
Organism: Diversispora eburnea
Lineage: Eukaryota; Fungi; Glomeromycota; Glomeromycetes; Diversisporales; Diversisporaceae
Source: the annotation of a GenBank genome assembly
AUGGAGAGACUAGUGAGAAGUUAUAUGAUCACUUCAAAUGAUGCAACCGAUGAUUCUAAUUCAAUUGUUUCAUCAAUCGUGCAAAACAUUUGGAGUGGCCAAUUAUCGUUGCUUGCAUUAGUUACAACACUCGAAGAAUUUUUGACUAGUGAAGAAUCAUCGAUUCGAGCUAAAGGCACGGGACUUUUAUCAGCUGUUCUAACAGAAUGUCCCCAAGAACAAGUGAAUUUAGCAGCUGUCAAUGUGUUGGUAGAUUUCUAUUGUGAAAGAUUAUCCGAUACAACUUGUGUUCCGGAACUUAUUCGUGGUCUAGUAUCUAUUUCACAAUUUAAUUCUUUCCAAGAAGAAUGUGCCAUUAAAGUUUCAAAAUCAAUUUUUUCAAAUGUGAAUGUUCAAAAUUAUCAACAAACAACGCGUCAUGGAGUAUUUCUAAUAUUUGAUGUGUUAUUAAAUACAUGCAAAAAAUUAGGAACUGAAUUUGUUAAAGGAUUUAUUCAAGCUAUGGAUGGAGAAAAAGAUCCAAGAAACCUAUUAUUGGCAUUUUCUUUGGUUAAAUUAAUUAUCAAAGAAUUUGAUAUAUCUGAGCAUGUAGAGGAAUUGUUUGAAGUUACUUUUUGUUACUUUCCUAUUACAUUCAGACCACCACCAGAUGAUCCUUAUGGAAUUACUUCUGAUGAUUUGAAAAUUUCAUUAAGGGAAUGUUUAUCAGCAACAGCAAAAUUUGCUAAAAAUGCAAUGCCACUUUUUUUAGAAAAGUUGACUUCUAGUUCUGGAAAUGCCAAGAAAGAUUCAAUGGAAACUUUGGCAGCUUGUGCUCCAGUAUAUGGAACAGAAAACAUUGUCCCUUAUAUUGAUGAUUUAUGGGAAUAUUUAAAAGAUGAGAUCUUUAAUGCUAAAGAUGAUUCAUUUGAAGUAAUCGCUCUUGAUACAAUCCGUAGUUUAGUUGUAACAUUAUCAGCUGGAGUUAUUGGAAAAUCUGACCAUUUACAACGAUUUUUGAAAACAGUAGUCACUGAAUGCAUGGAAAAUUUAAAAGUACCUGAACUUAAAUUAUCUAAGCCAUGUGGAAGAAUUUUAAAAUAUUGUGCAAUGGCUUCUGCAACGAGGAAGAAAGCAAUAUUAGAAAUAUUAAUGGAAUUUAUUGUUGCUGCUCAAAAUCUUUAUGGAACAAUUGAAAGAAAUAAUGAUUCAUUAAUCGAAUUAGAUUUCUCAAUUCCAUUAAUAUCAUUUAAGAAUGAUCUUUUAAGAAUAUUUAGUUCAGCAUUAAUGAAAACUGAAGAAUAUAAUGAAUUACGACUUUGUGGUUUACGAGGAUUACAUGGAAUGAUUCUAUUGAGACAAUUUUUAUUAGAUCAUGAAAUUGAAGAUAUUUUGAAAUAUUUUAAUCAAAUAAUUCUCAUUCAAGAUAAUGAUCAAGAUAUUAUAAAAGAGACGUUAAAAUAUUUAGGUGAUAUCGCACAUUAUAAACCUUUUACAGUGUUAAAAAUUACAAUCCCAAUAUUUAUAUCUCAACUUCCUUCCAAUUAUGAAUCGUUAAAACUUGAUGAUAUUCAUGGAACUAAAUAUUCUAAAGUACUUGAUGCAAUUUCUGAAGUUGCUAUUGAAAAAGUUAUAUUUGAAGCUUUAGUACCUGAAAUUCUUGCAAAAUUGGAUGUUUCAUCAAAUUUAAGUAUAGAAUACAUAGAAUUCUUAUUACAUACUCUUCAUACAUUAUUCAUUAAAAAAUCAUCUUUAAAUCACGACGAUAUUUCAAAAUAUUCAAAUAUUUUGAUACCUCACCUUAUUUCAAAAUGCGUGGGUCCAACUUUAGAAAUAAGAAGUAAAAAUCAUGAUGAUAAAGGGGAAGAAUAUUACGGUGACGUUUUUUGUGAUUUGAAGAUUAUUCAAACUAUUGCGGGAAUAAUUUCUAUAAUAACAAAGAAUAUGAAUUCUAGAGAACAGACAAUGUUUAUCACUCAAAUAUUCGAAUUAUUUACUCAAGGAAAUUUACAAUUUAUUCCUUUUUCAGAAAUAGAAAAGAACAAACAUGCGAUUGCAUUCAAUCCGCUUAUGAUUGAAUCGAGUUCAGCUCAAAAGAAUUUAACUUUAUUAUUUACUGCUGCCGUUGGUUAUAUGAGACAAGAAGUUUCAUGUCCCAUACCAAAUAUUUCUGAUUUUCUUUCAAGAAUUGUGAAUGCUUCAUUACUAUCCAAUAAUGAAAUACAUCAAAAUUCUUUGGCUCAAUUGACUGCUUCAAUAUUGAAUAAAUGGAAUCAAGAAAAUGAAUUAGAGAAUUUUAUUAAAAUUCAUAUGUUGGAUGAAUUGGUUAGAUAUUUAUCUUCUCCUUCGUCUAUUGGAGAAUCGGAAUCUAAUAGAAUUGCUUCAUUAAAUAUUUUUAUUUGGGCAUUAGUCUUACGUACUCAUCCGGCUGGAUACGAAUGUAUAAAUUAUAUCAUAAAUUUGUUCAAUGAUGAUACAUUAGGAAAAAAAGCAUCAUCUGAUGGAUUUAAAAUAAUUAUUGGAGAUAGUGAUUUACUAAAUAAACAAAGUUUUGCCGUGAUAAAGGUAUUUCCUUUAUUAGUUCAUUCCUUAUCAUUACCUGAUCCUGAUCUCAAAGCUUCUACUAUUGAUACCUUUUAUUUAAUUUCACUUGAAAUGCCACAUAUAAUAUCUGAACAUGUUUCAACUUUAAUACCUUUAUUGUUAUCUUUAACUAACGUGGAAGUUCGUAUGGCAGCAUUACAAUGUCUAAGUGUAUUUCCUGAUACCGUUUCAUUUGACGUAUUAUAUCCUUUCAAAUCAAAGAUUAUAAGAGAUUUGGAAAAAGUCUUGGAUGAUAAAAAACGAAUAGUUAGAAAAGAAGCUGUCAAUUGUCGUAAAUCAUCAACAAUCUUUGAACGGGAACAAUUUUUAUCAGCAAAUAGUUUUUUACCUGGUAUUAUUGAAGAUGAAGAUGAAGGUGAAGAUGAUUUUAUUGUUAUUAGUGGUGGUGGUGAUGAGAAAGAAUCAUCUUGUGGAAUAACAGGAUUAGAAGGAAUUAUUGAAAAAAUCGGAUAUGGAAAAUUUCAAAAACGAUUGUUGGGACUUUGUGGGUUUGGAUGGCUUGCUGACAAUUUAUGGUUUCAGGCAAUAUCAAUUAUAUUACCAAGAGUCCAAAUUCAUUUCCAAGUAUCAAAUUCAAUAUUAGGAUUACUACCUAGUGCUAUUAUUUUAGGAAUGAUGUUUGGUGCAAUAUUUUGGGGCGUUUUUUCUGAUACAUUUGGACGUAAACAAGCUUUUAAUUGGACUCUCAUUUUAACGGCAUUUUUUGGUUUAAUUUCAAGUUUAUCACAAAAUUUUUGGCAAUUGUGUUUAGUAAUGUUUUUAUUAGGAACUGGUGUUGGAGGAAAUUUACCGGUUGACGGUGCAAUUUUUCUUGAAUUUGUGCCCAAAAAUCAACAAUAUCUUCUAACAUUUAUGUCAAUAUUUUGGUCAUUUGGAGCUAUUAUUACUUUAAUUAUAGCAUAUUUUAUAUUGCCAUCAAACAGUUGUCCUGAAACAUCAAAUCCACCUUGUGAUGUUUAUACUCAUAAUAAUGGUUGGAGAUAUUUAUUGGCUAUUUGUGGUUUUUUGACAUUAUUUAUGCUUAUUUGUCGAAUCUUAUUUUUUGGAUUAAAAGAAUCACCAAAAUAUUUAAUUGCACGUAAUAGAAAAAAUGAAGCAGUAGAUAUAUUGCGUGAAGUUGCUCGUAUUAAUGGUUCUGAAGUUACCAUCAAUGUUAGUGAUUUAACAAUAUCAAAUUUGGAUAGACGACAUGAUCACCCAUCUUCAUAUAAUAAUUUCUUUUCAGAACCUAUAACUUUUAUCAAAAAAAAUUUUAGAUAUUUUAUUUUAGAAUUACAACCUCUUUUUGCUCCUAAAUGGAUUCGUACAACUAUACUCGUAUGGUCUUUCUGGGCUCUUAAUUCAUUUGCUUAUAAUAUGUUUAGUACCUUUUUACCUGAAUUUUUGGAAUUUCAAGAAAUGAAAAAUGAAUUUAAAUCAAAUCUCGAUAUUAGUGGUAGUAAUUUUAGUACUGUUAGUAAUAUUAGUGAUAUUAAUAAUAUUAGUAAUUUUGAUAAUGGAAAUGGAGAUAUUGACAUAUCUAACGUAAUUAGACAAGUAAUAAAAGAAUUUAUAAUAUUUUCAGUUUGGGGAAUACCUGGAACAUUAAUUGGAACUUAUUUAAUCGAAACGUCUUUAGGUCGUAUAUAUACUAUGUCACUAGGGGCAUUUGGUUCUGCAUUAUCUGUAUUUCUUUUUACUAUAUUUGAUUCAAGGAUCGGAACUGUCACUUGUAAUAUUCUCUUUAAUGUUUUAGUUACAAUUGAAUAUGCUGUAAUUUAUGGUUAUACUGCCGAAGUUUUUGAAACAAAAAUAAGAGGAACUGCAAAUGGUUUUGCUUCGGCUUGUGCAAGAAUAACUGGUAUGCUGGGUCCAGUGAUUGCUGGAAAUCUUAUAGCGAUUAGUAAUACAUUGCCAUUAUAUGUUUCUUCUAUAAUUUUUGUAUUAGUAGGAAUUUGUAUGACUUUAUUACCUAUUGAAACUCGAGGUAGACAAGCAUUAUAA